UCCUCUCUCGUUCGAGAAAGUUCCUCUUCGUACGACGCUAUCGUUCUUUCAAACAGCGCCAAUAUCUCGUCGGCCGCCGCCAUUAAUCGCUCCUUAACCAGUUCUUUCAACAUCUUUGAUGUUGUCUUUUGCGAGUACACCAACGCUCACCUCCUUGCAAACCUCCGCCAACUUUUCCUUUCCUUCCAACUUCCGCCUUGUUCUUCUACGUUGGAGGUUUUACAGCAGUCGAGUCCAUAGCAUCCCCAUGCUAACGAAGUAUUUUAACAAGAGUCACUUAUAAAAUAACCUCCCACCAUAUUACGCAUAUGAAGUAUAGUUAUUGACCACUUAUGUCCAUACAUUUAAAAAAAUAAUGACUACCACAACAUGUGACGUCGAAGAAGCGCUGUGGUCAAAAUUAGCUAAAGGAGGCUGUGACGUAAUUCUUACGCAUGCGCGGGACCGACUGCGUUCCGGGUACGUAUUGCGCAGUGACAUAGUGCCAGCUGGAGGAGGAGCUUCCGAAAAUGUUAUUUAUUAAUUUAAUUUAUUUAUUCUUAUUGUAUUUGUUUUUUUUUAUUUUUGACAUUUUUUAUAGCUUCAAAAGGCGUUAUUUAUAUUUAUCCAUUCACAGUGUAGCGGUAUUGCACAGCCUCAGUUUGCAUCCACCCUUAAAACAUGACGAAGAAGAAGAAAAAGACGAAGAAGAAGAAGGCGGAAGUUAGCAAGACGACCCGAGACAAAGCACCCGCUGGACGGUGUGGAAUCGAGUUAAAAAUCACCAAAAUGCUGAAAGAGUUGGUGAAGGAGCGACUGAUGGCGGCGGCCGAUGAAAUAUUGGCGCUGUUUGAAAGAACGAUAGCGUCGUACGAAGAGGAGCUUUCUCGAACGAGAGAGGAGAACGAGCGACAUCGACGGCAACUGGAAGCCGUUAGCAAGACCGGAACGAUGCUACACGUCGAUGAUGUCCAGCGGACCGCCUACGUGAAAGAGGAAGAGGAGGAACUCUGGAUCGCUCAGGAGGGAGAGUGUCUUCUAGGGCCGGAGGAGGCUGAUCUGACUGUCGUCUCCGUGAAGACUGAAGAAUAUGACAACGACAACGACGAACCACAAGCAGACAAGCUCUUAGCUCCGCCAUCAGAUGGUGAGCACACAACGUCACACUCUCCUGAGGAUGAAGACUGGGACCACACCCAAGAAGCUCUGAGCAGCGAUACAGACUGCGAAGGCGAUAUGAGGACUCACGCUGACAACCAACACUCUGAAUGUUCUACAAAGAAGGCGGGUGAAAAACGUUUGACCUGCUCCGUUUGUCCGAAAAACUUUUCCAACAAGCGUCAUUUGACUCGACACAUGCUGACGCACACGGGAGAAAAACCCUUUAGAUGCUCAGUUUGCGGUAAAAGCUGCUCUCAGAAGACAAACAUGGUAUCACACAUGAGAACGCACACGGGAGAAAGACCGUUCAGUUGCUCAGUUUGCGACGAAAGAUUUUCUUACAAGUGCAAUUUGACUCGACACAUGCAGACGCACGCGGGGGGGAAAUCGAUUCUCGCCUCAGUUUGCGGGACAAAAAUCUCUGAAAACCCAACGCUGCUACCACACGCGGGGGAGAAAGCUUUCGGUUGCUCCGUGUGCGGCGAGAGCUUUUCUUAUAAGUGCAAUUUGACUCGACACAUGCAGACGCACACAGGAGAAAAACCCUUCUGCUGUUCCGUUUGUGGUAAAAGAUUCACGCAGAAGGUAAACAUGGCGUCGCACAUGACCACACACACUGGAGAAAAACCCUUUAGUUGCUCAGUUUGUGGCAAGAGUUAUUCUUACAAGAAAAGCUUGACAGCGCACAUGUUGACACACAACAGAGAAUAAACGUUCUCCUGUCCAGUUUGCACUCAGAGGUUCCCUCCUGAGAGAUAUGCAUUCACAUAUUCCCUCAUGUGCUCGUAGUGUGCCGCCCAAUAAGUUUUUAAUCAACUCUGAAGCAAAUAAGACAUUUUGACUUACCGUCUGAUUUGUCUUCCUUCUUUUGUUCUACAGAAGUGUAAGUUAAUGUAAUAAAACGUUUCUACGGAUAAUAUAUGUAAUCAGAAAGAUAAAAAAUGUGUGUUUAAUGUUGUAAC
Molecule: messenger RNA, 2102 nt
Organism: Dunckerocampus dactyliophorus (ringed pipefish)
Lineage: Eukaryota; Metazoa; Chordata; Actinopteri; Syngnathiformes; Syngnathidae
Product: gastrula zinc finger protein XlCGF57.1-like
Exons: 2
Coding region: 661-1851 (396 amino acids)
Biological process (GO): regulation of immune system process; regulation of cytokine production; negative regulation of transcription by RNA polymerase II
Source: RefSeq, a predicted model, not a curated record